Rasamsonia emersonii CBS 393.64 is the source of this 2370-nucleotide messenger RNA. RefSeq lists its product as uncharacterized. Gene Ontology annotation, cellular component: catalytic step 2 spliceosome. Lineage: Eukaryota; Fungi; Ascomycota; Eurotiomycetes; Eurotiales; Trichocomaceae. Gene Ontology annotation, molecular function: protein binding; RNA binding. The annotation marks the transcript as partial. The transcript has a single exon. Gene Ontology annotation, biological process: mRNA splicing, via spliceosome. The record is from RefSeq and is a predicted model, not a curated record.
AACGCCUGGGUGGCGCGCCAAGGCGUCGCUGCCUGCCUCCGACAAUCUUCAUUUCUGCUCGACACAACCAAGGUCUGGCGGAGAGGCCUUGCCCUUUGCAACGCCUCGCCGGUUUACAUCGACAAGAUGUCAGAUCCGGUCAUGCUGCAGUCCGCUGUGCGCGUGCCGACUCCCCCACCAGGGACGUCGUACUCGCCGCAGCCUUCAGGCGCGCGCAAGCGAUCACCUCCAUCUCGCUCACCGUCUCCAGACCGUCGACGGUCGCCUCCGACAGGGGAUUCACGUGAUACUGCGGAUGUUCCUCAUAUCGACUCAGAUCGCGCGCUGGAGAGAGAGCGUCAGCUGGCAGAGCGGCUCCGCCAGCAUGAGAAGAAGGAAGCACCUCGCAAACCGCUGACGGAGGAGGAAAAGCAGGCAGCGGCCAAGGCUGAAUACGAGAGAUUGAUGAACAUGCGAUCUGGUGGCACUUAUAUUCCUCCGGCUCGUCUGCGCGCUCUGCAGGCUCAGAUCACCGACAAGUCCAGCAAGGAAUAUCAGCGGAUGGCAUGGGAGGCGCUGAAGAAGUCGAUCAACGGUCUGAUCAACAAGGUCAAUGUCUCCAACAUCAAGCACAUCGUGCCAGAACUUUUCGGCGAGAACCUGAUUCGCGGGCGAGGCCUCUUCUGCCGGAGCAUUAUGAAGGCACAAGCUGCGAGUUUGCCGUUUACGCCGAUUUACGCCGCGCUGGCUGCCAUUGUCAACACGAAGCUGCCUCAGGUUGGCGAACUCCUGAUCAACCGGUUGAUUGUCCAGUUUCGAAAGGCUUUCAAGAGGAACGACAAGGCGGUUUGUAUAUCAUCCACCACGUUCAUCGCACACCUGUGCAAUCAACAGGUUGUCCACGAGAUGCUACCGGCCCAGAUGCUGCUGCUUUUACUCCACAAGCCCACAGAUGACAGCGUUGAAAUCGCCGUUGGCCUUACGAGAGAGGUUGGGCAGCAUUUAGAGGAGAUGAGCGGCCCUAUUGCCCUGGCCGUGUUUGAUCAAUUUAGAAACAUUCUGCACGAGGCCGAUAUCGACAAGAGGGUGCAGUACAUGAUUGAGGUCUUGUUUCAGGUUCGCAAGGACCGGUGGAAGGAUAACCCCGCAAUUCGUGAGGAGCUCGAUCUCAUCGAAGAAGAGGAUCAAAUCACCCAUCGCAUUGGCCUCGACGAUGAAAUCGACCCCCAGGAAGGCCUCAAUGUCUUCAAGUACGACCCACAAUGGGAGGAGCACGAGGAGGCGUACAAGAAAUUGAAGGCGGAGAUCCUCGGAGAAGGGAGCGAGUACGAGGACGAGGACGAGUCUGACGAAAGCUCUGAAGAGUCCGAAGCGGAGGAAGACCGGCUGAUGGACAUCAAAGACCAGAGCAACACGGAUCUGGUCAAUCUUCGGCGGACGAUAUACUUGACGAUCAUGUCGAGUAUGGAUUUUGAAGAAUGUUGCCACAAGUUGAUGAAGAUCUCCCUUCCUCCUGGCAAGGAACCGGAGCUGCCUUCCAUGAUUAUCGAAUGUUGCUCGCAAGAACGGACGUAUUCCAAGUUCUAUGGCUUGAUCGGAGAGAGGUUUGCGAAGCUCAACCGUCUCUGGUGUGACCUGUUCGAGGAGUCCUUUGCGAAAUACUAUGAUACCAUUCACCGCUACGAAACCAACCGGCUGCGCAACAUUGCGCGCUUCUUUGGCCACAUACUGAGCACUGACGCGAUUGGGUGGCAUGUGCUCUCCAUCAUCCACCUGAACGAGGACGAGACGACUUCGAGCAGUCGUAUUUUCAUUAAGAUCCUGUUCCAGGAUCUCGCAGAGCAUCUCGGCUUGCCGAAGCUGAGGGAACGGCUGAAUGAUCCGAUCCUUCGGCCCAGCUUUGACGGUAUUUUCCCGAUGGACAACCCGCGCAAUACGCGGUUCUCCAUCAACUACUUCACCAGUAUCGGAAUGGGUCUUCUCACGGAGGAAAUGCGCGAGCAUCUCAAGAACCUUCCCAAGCCGACCAUCCCCACCUUGCCUGCGGCGAGGGACGAGUCCGAUGCGGAAUCGGUCAGUUCUUACUCAAGCUAUUCCAGCUACUCCUCCUACACUGGUUCCUCUCGAUCGUACUCUCGUUCUCGUUCGCCGUCUCGUGAUCGGUCCGUCAGUCGUGGGAGAUCAUACACACCGUCUCGUUCCGCGAGUAGAUCGACUCGUUCACGGAGCUAUAGUUAUACCCCGUCUCGGUCGCCGACACCGGACGGGCGGUCCCGUCGACGUGCCGCUUCAUACAGCCGGUCGCCGACGCCGCCUCGUCGACGAGGACGAUCGGAGUCAUACACGCCACCACCGAGGGAUGGUCGCCGACGUGCUGCUUCGUACAGCCGG